Molecule: messenger RNA, 2171 nt
Organism: Prunus persica (peach)
Lineage: Eukaryota; Viridiplantae; Streptophyta; Magnoliopsida; Rosales; Rosaceae
Product: BTB/POZ domain-containing protein At4g08455
Exons: 2
Coding region: 1147-1878 (243 amino acids)
Biological process (GO): regulation of proteolysis; proteasome-mediated ubiquitin-dependent protein catabolic process
Cellular component (GO): cytoplasm
Molecular function (GO): ubiquitin protein ligase binding
Source: RefSeq, a predicted model, not a curated record
AUCCAAAAAUUUGUGUGCAAUUUUAUUAUUUGACUUUGGGUCAUAACCCCAAAUAAAUAAGCUCCAGCCACUGAUUCAUGGCCAGUGGGAGGCGCAAGGGGUUGGUUAUUUUCAUGGGAAAUAUGCAAUCGCAAGAUUUAAUUGUAGCCUUGUUUUUUAAUUUGUCAGCCACCGCUCAUGGGAGAAUAUGGAAAAAAAAAAAAUUAGUGAGAGCUUAAGAUGAUGGCGGAGGCCGAUGGAACCUAUCCUAACCUUUUGAAUUGAGGCCCAAAAUCGAUAAGGAAUAGGGCAAGUGACUUGAUAAGCUCCCAAGUCUGCGAUGGUUCUUUUUUUUUUUUGGCGGUGAGUCUGCGAUGGGCAACGACGAGUUUGGGCAUCGGUUAAAGCCACCAUAGGGACGUCAUCACUCUCAGGUGGCGCAGCCCCAGAGAAAGUAGUAGUGUCAAGUAUUUCUAGUUUGCAACAAUGGUGGUCAACGGGUAAUUUUUUUGUUUUUACAGAGGUUACGGGGUGUUAACGGCAAUACAUGUUGGUUGCUGAUGCGUAUAAGUUGUACACAAGUCCAAAUUUUAUUGGACGGUAGUAUCAAUCAGCAAUGUCAGCUGGUACUACAAUAGUAUUGUAUAGUUUCUCUUAAAAUUGUAUUUCAUUCCACCAAAUCCGUCCCCAUAACUCAAUUUCUCAUAUCUGAAAAUAAAUUUUGAAGCUAGAAUUUUUAUCAGUUUUAUUUCUAAUGAGUUGGGUAUGGAGGAUAAAAAUUGAAUAUAUGAAUGGAUUUGGAGAUAUUUUCGAGUAUAGUGUUCGAUAUGUUGUGCUCAUGAUGCUUUUUCAGUUCAUAUAUGUAUACAUAUUUUUGGUCGAAUUGAGUAUUGCGUGUAUUAGGGCUGGAUGGAAAUAGCAUACCGACACACCCCAUUGCCCCAUUGUUAAUCAUAGUGUGUCAAAUUGAGAGUCAUUUUCAUCUAUCAAGUUUAAACAUGGUAGCUAAAUUGUGUAAACUAUUAUAAAUACACACAUUCCUCGAAAGAGUCAAUAGCUGUCAAAGCCAUAUCAGCACCACCGGAGCUUUGUUCGAUUCGUCACUUUCACUUGAGUAGGAAAAGCGAGCAGAGGAGCUGAAGUGCUGUUUAUCAGUUUUGCGAUCAGAUGAAGUGCAUAUCGUGCCAGGAUCUCUACGACGAAGAUGCCGCCGGCACGUGCAAGGAGUGCUACGAGGAGGCCAACGAGACCGAAGAGGAGCUGAAGCGCGAGAUCGACGAACUCAAGGCCAAGGUCGCCUUCCUCAAGUUCUGGUCCCCAACUCCCAGCGCUAGGUCUCACCCCGCUUCCUUCUCCGACGUCGUUUUGGUUGCCUCCGAGGAUACCUCCGCCGGAGCCCCUGUAGCCGUUCCGGCCCAUAAGGCCGUUUUGGUGAGCCGUUCUCCGGUGUUCAGAGCCAUGCUUGAGAAUGAGAUGGAAGAAAGCCUGAGUGGCACCAUUAAGAUUGGCGAUGUGUCCUACGAUGCCCUUCGCACGUUUGUCAACUACCUGUACACAGCUGAGGUAUGCCUUGAUGAGGAUAUGGCCUGCGACCUGCUAAUACUGGCUGAAAAAUACCAGGUGCAGCAUCUCAAGGACUAUUGUGAAAAGUUCUUGGUGUCCAAGCUGAAUUGGGACAAUUCAGUUAUGAACUACACCUUUGCGCACCAGCACAAUGCCAAGCAUAUCAUCGACGCAGCCUUGACAUUGAUCACAGACAACAUGGACAAGCUUACUACCCGGGAGGAGUACGUGGAGCUAGUGGAGAAAGAUCCACGACUCGUUGUUGAAAUAUAUGAAGCUUAUCUCUCCAAACAGGUCAAUACUGCUGCCCAGAAAGAUUCUUCCCGGAAGACAUAGUCUAGUGAGCGAAUUCCUCUUACCCUGACCUGAGCUUUCGAUCAGUGUUCGUUUUCUCUGUAUAUUUAGUAUAGAUGAACUAAAAAAUAUACAAAUAUCAGGCGGUAAAUUUUGUGGUAGCACAUGGAACAUAAAUUGUAUGCAUGUAGUUUUUGUUUUCAAAUGAGCAUUUUGGAGCCUUUCUUAUUCUUACCGGUGGCAUAAUUGGAGCUAGCUUUUGUUACUCUGGACUGUAUCUGGUGGCAUAAUUUGUCGUUAAGUUAAUGAUCUGUGUGCAGAUUGGCACUAUUCUA